Messenger RNA from Cynoglossus semilaevis (tongue sole), 1628 nucleotides. It is a transcript of the gene mpc2b, whose product is annotated as mitochondrial pyruvate carrier 2b. The coding region runs from base 328 to 720 and encodes 130 amino acids. The transcript is spliced from 5 exons. Gene Ontology annotation, biological process: pyruvate import into mitochondria. NCBI's taxonomy places the organism in Eukaryota, Metazoa, Chordata, Actinopteri, Pleuronectiformes, Cynoglossidae. The record is from RefSeq and is a predicted model, not a curated record. Gene Ontology annotation, cellular component: mitochondrial inner membrane.
GAUAAUCCGGAAGCCAAACGACUCGCAACACUAGAGGACGGCAACGGCCAAUUCAUUGACAGACAAGAGCGGGCGAAGGUCGAAAGUAGGACGGCAGCAUCCGCCUCUACUGUAUCGGAGCCAAACCUCCUGAGUUUAUAAUCUAGUUGAUGUGGUCGUGGAAGUGAUUGACGGAAGAGAAGUCAAAGUUUUUUUUUUCAAAUCCAGUGGCUCAUUAACGAAGGACGCGGUGCUAGCAUAGCUAGCAUUGAAUCAAAUAGCCUCUAACUUGAGUGUCUUGUUCAGUUUCUUCAUCCUUGUGCCUCCUCUGUGUGAACAUCUACAGUCAUGGCUGCUCUUAGGGCUUCUUACCACAGGAUUCUCAACAGCAUAGAACAUGUAUUACCCGAAAAACUGAAACCGAUCUACAACCAUCCUGCAGGUCCUAAAACAGUUUUUUUCUGGGCUCCAGUGUUUAAAUGGGGUCUGGUUGGAGCUGGUUUGGCUGAUAUGACUCGACCAGCAGAUAAACUCAGCACCUCCCAGUCUGCAGUGCUGACAGCCACAGGCCUCAUCUGGUCCAGGUACUCUCUGGUCAUUAUCCCCAAGAACUGGAACUUGUUUGCCGUCAACUUCUUUGUUGGCUGUGCCGGAGCCUCUCAGCUCUACAGGAUCUGGAGUUAUGAACAGGAAAAAAAGGCACAGGCUAAAGCUGCUGCUGCUGCUGCUGCAGACUCCUGAGUAAAUCCUGUUACCACAGAGUUGGAUCCAAAGGGAGACUUGACAGCGGACAUCCACCCAUCUGCUGCUGCACCUCCAACACCACCAUCUCAGUAUGUCCAGGCCAUAAUCAUAGUAGUAUCAUUUUUAAACCUAUUGUUCCUGCAGGAAGUAAACUUUUCCCAAAGUUCCAAAUUUCCUCAGGACAUUCAAUACAGCAAUUAAAAAAGUACGAGGACAUUUUUAGCUCUAGUCAACAAACGCUCAAGAACUGAUGUCAUCAACGCACAUGUAGUGGUUGUAUGUUUGUUACAUUGGAAUUUAGCUUUUAACAGUAACUAGUACAUUAGUAGUUUGUCGGGAAGUUGUGGAUUUGUAUCACCUGUAACUAAACCUAGUACCUCAGACAUCAACUCCUCAACGUGCUGAGGAACGCUAACGUGAACGACAGCAUCAUCAAUCUCUGAUUUUUAUCAAAUUAUUUAAAAUUUGUCAGCAUCCUUUUGGCUUCUUUAAGUCUUUUAAUCUGUGUUUUAAUCCUAAUUUAUGAUUCAUAGCUUUUUUUCUUCCUGUAGUUGAUCAUUUAUAGAAGAAACUAGAAUUCACUGAUUGUAAGUUCUCAUCAGUGCCACACAAAUUACAAUCUGUGCAGAUUUUUUUUUAAGAUCUGUAAUGACUACAGAGCUAAACCAGUUUAAUAUUUGAAUAUUUAAUCAUUACUGAUGAUGCCUUGUUGCUUUUAACAGAAGAGAAUAGAGUGAUUUUUUUGACUGUCUGUACACUGAAUGAUCUCUUUGUCACUUUUAGCAAUAAUUAAACUCCUUUUUCUUGAUCUGCCAUUUAAAAACAAUGGCACUUUCAAGAUUGAUCUUUAUGGCUCUGUGGCUGUGAAAUGGCUGUAAAAUGCUAAUAAAUAUUGUUAACACCAA